Messenger RNA from Dentiscutata erythropus, 355 nucleotides. NCBI's taxonomy places the organism in Eukaryota, Fungi, Glomeromycota, Glomeromycetes, Diversisporales, Gigasporaceae. The record is from the annotation of a GenBank genome assembly.
AAAAAACCUCAUAUUAAACAACGUAAUCGAAGAAGCCAAGAAAAGAAUCUGUGAAAAAAUCAUCGAAAAACAUCAAGAUCUUUUCAAUGAAAUUAAGAGUAAAAUCAACACCUCUUACAAAGAAGAACUCUUUGAAUUUUUAGAUAGUACCAUUGAAGAUUUUGUCACCGAUGAUAUCGAUAAAUUUAUAUUCGCGUCAAUCUUUCGUACAUUUACCAAACAUUACUACUUUCACGUUCCUGUUGGUGAAGAAUACAAUCUGCUUACAAAAGAUGAAAAAAUCUUUUUUAAGAAUUUAUUGAAACAUGUAAUUGAAUAUCAAGAACAAAAAUUUGAAAAUUAUUCAAAUACUUAA